UCAUUCUAUCGUGAAACUCCUUUGUAUCUACGUGUUCGUGCACUUCAAGCUCAUUUCAUACAAUCAAGUGACGUUGUGUUAAAUUGAUUUUUAGUAUACAUCGACGGUUAAAAAGCAUACUUGGUGUACCUGUUAUUUUUUAAAUAAUACGUACACAUCAUACAGGUAUACUUUGCACUUUAUUACCUGGGAUUCACGGUGCUGUUAUUCGGCCCUGGCUGUGUAUUGAAACGCGUGCAGUGUGCAGAAUAUCCACGACAAGUGUCGUGGCGGGUGUCUGCUGGCUCAGCUGUUAAAUAGAUGGAUGAAUAUUUUUGAAUUUCGUUAAAAAAACCAAUGCACAAUAAAUGUCUAGAAAACGUGCUAGAGAAGAAACUAUGUUAAAUUCUACGUCAUACACAAAUAGUCAAAACGGAGAGAGUGCAUCUUGUUCUACAGAAGACUCCCAAAUUUAUCCUUUGGUGACAAUGACUUGGGGGACCAACAGGACAUCAAAUAAUGAAUCAGAUCAAGUUUCACAGAAAAAAUAUGGUAGUGAAAUUUCUGUUUGCUACAAAGAACUUCCAUCUAUCUGCAUGGAAGCUCCAUUCAGCGAUGAACCUGAAGCAAUUGCUGAAAGAGGUGUAUGUGACUAUAAUAUUCGCAUUACAUUGAAAAUGGCAAAAAGUGGUAAAGCUCCUAGGAAAGUCAGGGUAUAUGCAGAUGGUAUUUAUGAUCUAUUUCAUCAAGGACACGCACGACAACUCUUACAAGCAAAAAAUAUUUUCCCAAAUGUUUACCUUAUUGUUGGAGUUUGUAAUGAUGAGCUUACCCAUAGUAAGAAAGGUAGAACUGUGAUGACUGAUAUUGAAAGGUAUGAUGCAGUAAGGCAUUGUCGAUAUGUAGAUGAAGUAGUUAGAGAUGCUCCAUGGGAGUUGGAUGAUGAGUUUCUAAAAAGACAUAAGAUCGAUUUUGUUGCACAUGAUGAUAUACCCUACAUGACGGAUGAUAGUACAGAUGUGUAUGCUGCAUUGAAAGCAAAAGGUAUGUUUGUAGCUACACAAAGAACAGAAGGAGUAUCAACAUCAGAUAUUGUAGCCAGAAUAGUUAAGGAUUAUGAUAUUUAUGUAAGAAGAAAUCUUGCACGAGGUUACAGUGCCAAAGAACUGAAUGUUUCUUUUCUCAAUGAAAAGAAAUUUCGGUUGCAGAAUAAAUUUGAUGAUUUAAAAGAUAAGGGAAAACGUGUUAUGGAAAACAUUGGUGAAAAACGUAUGGAUAUGAUUAGUAAAUGGGAAGAAAAGUCUCGAGAUUUUAUUGAUGCUUUUCUGCUAUUAUUUGGCAGAGAAGGCAGAUUGUCGACAAUUUGGAAUGAAAGUAAAGGUCGUUUGAUGCAAGCACUAUCUCCUCCUGCAAGUCCAAAAAGGGAUGGCAGUCCUAAUAGCAGUAAUAGCAGCAAUAAUGAAGAAGAUCAAACAAGUCCACCACCAAAAAAGACUGGCCGUUUUGAAUUUUCAGGAAAUAGUUAUUACUUAAGUGAUGACUAUAGCGAUGACGAAGAAGAAAAUUUGCGCUCUAAAUGAUAAUACGUUUUCUCACAUUAGUCUUCUGACCAAAAAAUAAUAUGCAAUUUCUUUAAAAAUGUUUAGAGAUAUUUUCAUAUAGCUAAGUGAACUGCUAAUAUGAACUACAAUGCUAUGCUUCAUAGGCUUUUGUAUAGCAUGAUUUCAUACUGUUCACAACAUACAACUACCUGUUACGACAUAGAAUUUUAACCAGAUUAUGGAAUAUAAUAUACAGAUUAUGUAUUACAGAUCUACAUUAUUAUGUUUAAA
Molecule: messenger RNA, 1811 nt
Organism: Megalopta genalis
Lineage: Eukaryota; Metazoa; Arthropoda; Insecta; Hymenoptera; Halictidae
Source: RefSeq, a predicted model, not a curated record